CAACCCGGAAGUCUCGUCACUGUUGCGGAGUCACAAUCUUUACUCGUUAGAGUCGUUUGACUGCAUCUGAAAUUCGUGACUUUAUAUUUCCACAGGCGAUCAUUCCACAGUCACCUGAAGUCUUCAAAUGAUGUUUACACACCUACUUCUUCCUGAGCUGUUCACCCCCAGAGAGGAAUGUCAUUGACCGGUUCUCUCUCAUCAUCAUAGACAGAUUCAUGAAGAAAUGGGCAAGGAGAGGGUAAGUCACUGCUGCGUGCACUGCGGAAAGAAUUUUACUAAAAAGAGUCAUCUCCAGCAGCAUCAGCGCGUUCACACCGGAGAGAGACCCUACCGGUGCUUACAGUGCGGAAAAGAUUUCAGUCAACAAAUCAAUCUGAAAACCCACCGGCGUAUUCACACCGGAGAGAAGCCGUUUCGCUGUUCGUACUGUGGAAAGAGUUUUACUCAACGCUGUGAUCUGCAGCGGCACCAGCUCAUUCACACUGGAGAGAAACCAUUUUACUGCUUGCAGUGUGGAAAGAGUUUCCGUAAACAAAGCAGUCUCAAAGAGCACCAGCUGAUUCACACAGGAGAGAAGCCACAUCACUGCUCGCUGUGUGGCAAGGGGUUCACUCGACAUAGCCGUCUCCAGCACCAUCAACUUGUUCAUACCGGAGAGAUGCCGUACAAAUGCUCGCAGUGCGGAAAGGGCUUUAUGAGCGGACACAACCUCAGGAGGCAUCAUCUUAUUCACACCGGAGAGAAACCAUUUUACUGCUUGCAGUGCGGGAAGAGUUUUACUCAGCAGAACGACCUCCAGCGCCAUCAGCGCGUUCACACCGGAGAAAAACCAUAUUACUGCUCGCAGUGCGGGAAGAACUUCUUCCGGCACAGUCACCUCCGCCAGCAUGAGCGCAUCCAUACCGGUGAGAAGCUGUACCGCUGCUCACAGUGCGGAAAGACUUUUACGUGCCAGAGUUCUCUCCAGCAACACAAUCACAUUCACACGGGAGUGAAGCCGCACCGGUGCUCACAGUGUGGAAAAGGUUUCAUCAGCAGACACAACCUCAGAAGGCAUCAGCUUGUGCACACAGGAGAGAGGCCAUAUUACUGUGAACUGUGCGGGAAGGGGUUUACGCAGCAGAUUGAUCUCCAGCGCCACCAGAACCUCCACACAGGAGAGAAGCCGUAUUCCUGCAUGCAGUGCGGGAAGAGUUUUAGUGACAAACGACAUGUUAAAAGUCAUUCAUGCGUUCAGACAGACAAUAAGACUUUUACUGCUGACAGUCUUGGAAAUGCUUAACUUAAUCAGAUAUGUUAAAAAAAGACAAGCGUAUGAUGGUUUACAGUCAAAAGUUUACUGACACCUGAUGCCUACGUAUGGUUCUUCUCCAAAUGUUUGCCGUACUAUUGUAUAGAAUGUCUCCUGCAUUGUCCUAAAUGAUGUACUACACAAUACGCACCUACAUUAUGUACUCUCCCAUCUAGUGUAUGAUUGUUCGAAGGGUAGCAUUUACUUAAAUUGAAGUAAAUGGGAGUAAAAGCUGUUGUGUUGAUUGUCAAAUGACACAAAUCAAACACACAUAACGCAGCACUGCUUACUUUGGCACAACACACAUGGGCUAAAUUACAAGACAGUCUGUAAGAUGCACUGUCCAUAAGCGUGUUGACCGCUGUCUUGAUUAUUUAUUUAUUUAUUUAUUUAUUUAUUUUUAUUUUCUCGCCCAGCGUCUACCUGCACAAGUAUGUGAUUUGGGAUGCAACAGCAUUACAAUUCAACUUCACUGGAACUAAGAGACCCAAACAUUGUUCCAGCUUGACAAUGCUGCUGUGCACCAAGCCCCUGAGCUCCAUGAAGACAUGGUGUAAAGGUUAAGGUUAGACUGGAAGAACUUGAGUGUCCUCUGACUAGAGCCCUGAUUAAAACCCACUGAAAACCUUUGGGAUGAAUUGGAACUGGUGUGUCCUCACCCGACAUUAGUGUCUGAUCUCACGAACGAACAUAAAUCCCUAAACGAACAUAAAUCCCUACAAAACUAAAUUCCAACAUCUACACCCAGAAGGGUAUAGACUGUUGUAUCAUUAAUGCCAGUGUUUUCAGAAUGGGAUGUUCAAUAAUCAGGUGUCCACAUACAUAUGGUCAUAUACGAAAAGGAAUUAAUUAUUGCACUACUUUAUAACAAUCCUGUCUAUGUCAGAUGUGGGAUGUGGCUGCCUAGUUGAGGAUGUGGUAGCCUAGCGGGUAAGAUCUUGGACUACCAAUUGGAAGCUUGCAGGUUUGAACCCCAAGUCCAUCCAUCUGCCUCUGCUGGGCCCCUUUGUUCAUUUGUAUAAAAAUGAGAGAAAAAUGUAAGUUGUCUUAUGACUUUGACCAACUUGGUUGAAAUUAAGGUUUUACUUGUACUGUAAAUGUAUCCAGGUUAAAAGAUUUAUAUUAAUAGUAUGGAGAAUUAAGCAGUCAUGUUCACAGUUCUGUAGUCGGUGUGUGCAAUAUAUUUGAUGGAACGAUUUUCCGUUUUAUUUUACCAAUUUAUUUAGGUUUACAAUCCGUUGAGUAACGUUCGAGUUAAAUGCCUAGCUCACAUCCAGAAGUUGCAGCUAAUUAUAUUUUGCACUUCAGCGUGAGCUCAGAUACAGAAACCCAACCUUCCACUUUGUUGACUAGAAUAACGGGUGUGUAUAAAAACAGGUUCAGGUGAAAAUACAGCAAAGGUGCUUCAUAUUUACACUCCACUAUAUUCACAUUCCCGAUUCUAUUUUCAAAAGAGGGAACAAAGAAAAUGUCACUUCACCGUCACUGCAUGCUUUUAAAUGGCAAAAUGAAACAACGCCGCCUCUGAGAUUUUGAUGUGAAGGAGCAAAUCAAUGAACAAAGACUGAAAUGUAUGUAAAUUCCAUCAUGACGUUUGGUCUAAUGAAGUAUUACUUAAUGUGGUGUUCUACAGUACUUAAUAAUGAUAAUGUAAUAGUAUUUAACAUAAUAAUGCAUUACUAAUGCUGCCAUGCUUCUUUUUGUUUAAUAGCAAAUUAUUUAUACACUUUUGCAAGAAUGUUAAUGAGAAACAUUUGUUACUCAUUCCUAUGGUACAAUCUUACACUUUUAUAGAUUUUUGUUGUCAGUUUCUUUCUUUAGACAUAACUGGCUAAAUAAAACACCACACUGACACUAUAAUAUCUCAUACUGGGGAUGUGGUAGCUUAGGGGUUAAGGCGUUUAAGGACUACAGCUCAGAAGGUUGUUAGAUUGAGCCCCAGGUCCACCAAGCUACCAUCACUGGGCCUCUGACCAAAGUCCCUCAAACAUCAAUUGCUCAAGCUGUAUAAAAUAAGAUAAAUGUAUAUUGCUUUGGAUAAGGGCGUCUGCCAAAUGCCAUAAAUGUAAACGGGAAAUGUCAUACAGAUAGUGUUAAUUACUGGGAAUUGAUGUAGACGUCACCAGUAAUUAAGCAGUAGUUAUUAUACACGAGUUCUAGUUAGGAAGCAGUUCUGAUAUAUACCUAUUUGCUCCUACUACACAAACAGUAAAAUGUUUGUUUGCUUGUGUUCCCCCUCUUUCCACAUUUGUGUAUGUGGUUUCUUUCUGUUGGUUCUCUUUUGUUUAAGCAGAUUAUAGAAAAAUGUAUAGUUGAUUGAAAUCUCUUAAAACUAUGAGUUCUGAACAAGUUUAAUUUAUAACUUGAAUUAAAUUUCUUGCACUUUUGCGCAUACCAUUAGCUGAAACCAAUUUCUGUACCCUUUUAUUGUUUUACCAUUAGCCUUAAUUGCUGAAUAUCCUUGAUUUUA
Messenger RNA from Tachysurus vachellii, 3764 nucleotides. Its product is annotated as zinc finger protein 239-like. The transcript has 3 exons. The record is from RefSeq and is a predicted model, not a curated record. Bases 227 to 1285 code for a protein of 352 amino acids. NCBI's taxonomy places the organism in Eukaryota, Metazoa, Chordata, Actinopteri, Siluriformes, Bagridae.